CUCCCGCGGCGCAUUGGGAGUAAGGCUGCGGAGCCAAACUCGCGGGGGACGCGGGGCGCUGGUUAGCUGGCUGGCGGACUCCUCGCUCUCUCUGGCCGGUUCCCUGCGUUCCCGCAGGAACUGCCUGGAGAUCCAGGCCGGGUUGGGCGCGGCAGCAAGCGGAGUGGCCGGCGGGAGGCGCGCGCUCUGGGCAGCUCUGAGCAUGGACAGAGAGAGCAGGGCGCGCAGGGGGCGCCGCGGGACCGGGCGGCCGGAGCGCUGAGCCAGACAAAGGCUCUGGAGUUGUGCUUGCUCCCGGGGGCCGGGGCCAGGGCGCACCGCGCCAACCCUGCGAGACUCUGCGGCGUGCAGCUCGGCGGGUACCCUCUCCUGCGGGCGGGUCCCCGCGUGCCGGGACCUGUCUUGCCCGCUUCUCCUCGCGUUUGGGAAUUUGCCGAGGGGACCUGAGCGACUCCCGCACGCACUGGGAGCCAGAGAUCCGCCGCGCGCCCGCGGGGCCGGGAGCCAGGGAGCGUCGCAAGUUUCCCAGCCGCGUGCAAGGGCCCGGAGCUGGCCAGCGAGCCAGCCCCGCGUGCGCGCCCAGAACACGGCUGGCGGACGACGAACAUGGGCAGCGACCGGGGCGCGUCUGGAUGGCCAGGCUGCACUGGCAGCUGCCUCGGCGGCCGAGUUUGGCUGCUCCCACUGCUACUUGUGCUUCUGGAUUGCCUGGGCCGCGGUUCAGCGUCUCAGGACGCCGAAGUGUACGCCGCUGAGAACUGGCUGCGGCUCUAUGGCUACCUACCCCAGCCUAGCCGCCACAUGUCCACCAUGCGCUCUGCCCAGAUCCUGGCUUCCGCCCUCGCGGAGAUGCAGAAUUUCUAUGGGAUCCCUGUCACGGGUGUGCUUGACGAAGAGACAAAGGCGUGGAUGAAGCGGCCCCGCUGUGGGGUGCCUGAUCAGUUUGGGGUACGUGUGAAAGCCAACCUGCGUCGGAGGAAGCGUUACACUCUGACGGGAAAGACGUGGAACAGUCACCACCUAACCUUCAGCAUCCAGAACUACACAGAGAAAUUGGGCUGGUACAACUCAAUGGAGGCAGUACGCAGAGCUUUCCAUGUGUGGGAGCAGGUCACACCCCUGGUCUUCCAGGAAGUAUCCUAUGAUGAUAUUCGGCUGCGAAGGCGAGAGGAGGCUGACAUCAUGGUACUCUUUGCCUCUGGCUUCCAUGGCGACAGCUCACCAUUUGAUGGUGUGGGUGGCUUUCUGGCCCACGCUUAUUUCCCUGGCCCUGGUCUGGGUGGGGAUACCCAUUUCGACGCAGAUGAGCCCUGGACCUUCUCCAGCACUGACCUGCAUGGAAUCAGCCUCUUUCUGGUGGCAGUGCAUGAGCUGGGCCAUGCACUAGGGCUGGAGCACUCAAGCAAUCCCAGUGCCAUCAUGGCACCAUUCUACCAGUGGAUGGACACUGACAACUUCCAACUGCCUGAAGACGACCUUCGGGGCAUCCAGCAGCUGUAUGGCUCCCCCGAUGGUAAGCCACAGCCCACCCGGCCUCUCCCCACUGUGAGGCCCCGACGGCCAGGACGGCCAGACCACCAGCCCCCUCGGCCUCCCCAGCCACCACAUCCAGGUGGGAAGCCAGAGCGGCCCCCCAAGCCAGGGCCCCCACCCCAGCCCCGAGCCACAGAGAGGCCUGACCAGUAUGGCCCCAACAUCUGCGAUGGCAACUUCGACACAGUGGCUGUGCUUCGUGGAGAGAUGUUUGUGUUCAAGGGCCGUUGGUUCUGGAGAGUCCGGCACAACCGGGUUCUGGACAACUACCCUAUGCCAAUUGGCCACUUCUGGCGUGGUCUACCAGGAAACAUCAGUGCUGCCUAUGAGCGCCAGGAUGGACAUUUUGUCUUUUUUAAAGGUAACCGUUACUGGCUUUUCCGAGAAGCCAAUCUGGAACCUGGCUACCCACAGCCGCUGACCAGCUAUGGUACAGACAUCCCCUAUGACCGCAUCGACACAGCCAUCUGGUGGGAGCCCACAGGUCACACCUUCUUCUUUCAAGCAGAUAGAUACUGGCGCUUCAAUGAGGAGACACAACAUGGAGACCCUGGCUACCCCAAGCCCAUCAGUGUUUGGCAGGGGAUCCCUGCCUCUCCCAAAGGGGCCUUCCUCAGCAACGAUGCAGCCUACACCUACUUCUACAAGGGCACCAAAUACUGGAAAUUCAACAAUGAGCGCCUGAGGAUGGAACCCGGCCACCCUAAAUCCAUCCUACGGGACUUCAUGGGCUGCCAGGAGCAUGUGGAGCCCCGACCACGAUGGCCCGACGUGGCUCGUCCACCCUUCAACCCCAACGGGGGUGCGGAGCCUGAGGCAGAUGGUGACGACAAGGAAGAGGAUGUCGGUGACAAGGACAAAGGCAGCCGAGUGGUAGUGCAGAUGGAGGAGGUGGUUCGGACAGUGAAUGUGGUGAUGGUGCUGGUCCCCUUGCUGUUGCUGCUCUGCAUACUGGGCCUGGCCUUUGCCCUGGUGCAGAUGCAGCGCAAAGGCGCACCCCGCAUGCUGCUCUACUGCAAGCGCUCACUGCAGGAGUGGGUGUGAUCACACACCACCCACAGCACCCGGUGCUCAGGUCCGCAGGGGCAGGUGUGUGGCUCCCAGAUGCUUUCUCAGCCCAGUGGGGUCCCCUCCUAGCCACACACACCCCUAGUCAGUCCUGCCCUUGCCCUCUUUUAUUUAUGCCCAGGUGUC
Messenger RNA from Phodopus roborovskii (desert hamster), 2727 nucleotides. RefSeq names its product matrix metallopeptidase 15 (gene Mmp15). The record is from RefSeq and is a predicted model, not a curated record. Gene Ontology annotation, biological process: collagen catabolic process; proteolysis; extracellular matrix organization. NCBI's taxonomy places the organism in Eukaryota, Metazoa, Chordata, Mammalia, Rodentia, Cricetidae. The coding region runs from base 607 to 2577 and encodes 656 amino acids. Gene Ontology annotation, cellular component: extracellular matrix. Gene Ontology annotation, molecular function: zinc ion binding; metalloendopeptidase activity. The transcript is spliced from 10 exons.